AUAAAGCGGGCAGCUAAUAAAAAAGCAGCGGGGCCAGAUGAGGUGCCAAAUGAGAUGCUCAAAUUCCUGCCCACACAACUGCACCACAGCAUGCAUCACAUGUUUGUCACAAUGUGGCUCACAGGAGCAACGCCCAGCCCUUGGAAACACAGUCAUACCAUCAUGUUGUACAAAAAAGGGGACCCCACCAACCCGGCCAACUACCGACCGAUCGGCCUGGCCCGCACGGUGUACAAGCUAUGGACCGCGCUGCUGACUGCGGUGAUGUCCGACUAUGCCGCACAACACGCCAUCAUC
Messenger RNA from Chlorella variabilis, 297 nucleotides. RefSeq lists its product as hypothetical. The annotation marks the transcript as partial. The transcript has a single exon. The record is from RefSeq and is a predicted model, not a curated record. Lineage: Eukaryota; Viridiplantae; Chlorophyta; Trebouxiophyceae; Chlorellales; Chlorellaceae.